Molecule: messenger RNA, 3225 nt
Organism: Adineta steineri
Lineage: Eukaryota; Metazoa; Rotifera; Eurotatoria; Adinetida; Adinetidae
Source: the annotation of a GenBank genome assembly
AUGAAAAUGCCAUUGAAUCUAUUUAUAUUUUUAACGUUUCUUAUUCCAUAUUCAACUUCAAUUGUUUCACAAAUUUUAACAUCCGUAUCAAUCUUUGAAGAAAGUCCAAUAUCAACAAUUGUUGUUGAUCUUCGACCAACAUUUCAAACACUUAAUGUACAUCCUGAUCAAGCUGUUUUACUUCAUAGUCAACCAAGUCAACCAUUUGAAUAUAUCAAUGGACGUAUAAGAUUAAAAUCACGUUUAGAUCGAGAAGAUUAUGUUCGAAAACGUUUAUGUCUUGGUGGAAAUGUUCUUGAAUGUAAUUUUACAUUAACAUUAACAGUUAAUCUUAAUCAAGCACCAUUUAAUUAUAUCCUAUCUCAACCAAUAUCAUGUCAUGAUAUUAAUGAUAUAAUACCAAAAUUUUCUCAAUUAGAAUCAACAAUAUCGAUGGCGGAAAAUGUACCUAUUGGACAUCGUAUACCACUUGAAACUGCUAUUGAUUUAGAUUCACCACCAUAUGGUAUUGAUCAUUAUCGUUUAGUUACAUUUGAAAAUCAUGAACAACAUCAAUUUUCUAUUGUUUAUGAUAAUCAAAGUCGAGAAUUAGAAUUAAUUGUUAAUGAAAAAUUAGAUCGAGAAAAAAUUGAAAAAUAUAUUUUUAAAUUAAUGGCUAUUGAUCGUGGACAUCCACCAAAUAUUGGUACACAAAUGUUAACAAUUGAAAUUAGUGAUAUUAAUGAUUGUCAACCGAAAUUUGAAUCAUCUGUUUAUAAUAUUACAGUUGCUGAAAAUACUUUACCGGAAUAUUUACUUAAAGUUCGUGCUAUUGAUACUGAUAUAGGUUCAAAUGCUGAAUUAACCUAUACACUUGAAAAUGAUCAUAAUGGUCUUUUUCUUUUGGAUAAAACAACUGGAAUAUUAACAUUAACACAUUCACUUGAUUAUGAAUUUCAUACAUCGUAUCAACUUAAAGUUGAAGUUCAUGAUAAUGGUGUUAACUCAUUAAGUGAUACAUGUAUUAUAAAUAUCUAUGUACUCGAUCAAAAUGAUCAUGCACCUUCAAUACAAAUGAAAUUUAAUCCUAAAUUUGAACAUAAUCAAGAUGGAAACAUGGCUUAUGUACCUGAAAAUUUUGAUAUUCAUUUACCAAUAGCUUUUGUAAAUGUACAUGAUCAAGAUUCUGGAGAUUAUGGAAAGUCUCAAUUAACAAUCGAACCAAGUCGUCUAUUUUAUCUUGAAAUAAUCCGUCCAAAUUAUUAUUCAAUCAAAUCUUUACAAGGAUUUGAUCGUGAAACAACAUCAACAUAUCAAAUUGAAUUACGUGCUCGAGAUUUUGGUCAACCAAGUUUACGUCGUUCAAUGACAUUUGAUUUAAAUAUAACUGAUAUAAAUGAUCAAAAACCAUUAUUUAAAACAAAUUAUACAUUUGAUAUCAAUGAAAAUAAUCAAAUUCCAAGUGUUAUUGGACAAGUUAAUGCUUAUGAUGCAGAUCAAGGUCUAAAUGGACAAAUCAAUUAUUCAAUUGAACCACCAACACCCUAUUUUAUUAUAUCAUCAAUUGAUGGAAUUAUAACAACAAAUACAUCAUUUAAUUAUGAAACUAAACGUCAAUAUAAUUUUCAAGUUCGGGCACGUGAUUAUGGUCAACCACCACUUGAAUCAUUUGCUUUUGUUGAAGUUAAUAUAUUGAAUUUAAAUGAAUAUUCACCUGAAUUUGAAAAGAAAAUUUAUUAUUUUAUUAUUAAUGAAAAUUCAACACAUAAAAAUUUAACAUUUAUUGGACAAGUUAAAGCAAAUGAUCCUGAUUAUGGUGAUCAUAUUACUUAUUCAUUACAUGAUGGUGAACCUUUAUUUACUAUUGAUCAAAAUGGAAAUAUAUGGACGGAAGCUAUAUUUGACCGUGAAGAACAUGAUGAGUAUAAAUUAACAGUUACAGCAACUGAUAAUUCAACAGCUGGUUUAAUUGGAACAACAACAGUGAUUAUUAAAAUUCAGGAUAUUAAUGAUAAUUAUCCAGUCUUUAUCUGGCCUGAUCCUGAUGAAAUUCUUCAUAGCCUAUCCGGUGUUCAAUCACAACGUACUGAUCCAGCAAAUCCAUUAUCACAAUUUAUAACUGAUAUCGUCGUACGAGAUGAUGAUAUUGGAAAUAAUUCAUUUGUUCAAUUAUCCGUUACAAAUAAUGAAUUAUUUUAUAUUGGUUCAAAUAAUUCUUUAUGGUUAUAUAAUUCAUCGAUAUUACCUGGAACAUAUGAUAUUGAAAUUGUUGCAAAAAAUCUUGAUUUAAUAACAAAAAAAAUCUUUCAUGUUAUUAUUUAUAAUCGUAGUUCAUCAGGAACAAAUCUUUUAUAUUAUAUGCGUCGACGAUUUUCCGAUUUUUCAUUAUUAAUUAUAAUAUUUUUAUCAUUUAUAACAACUGGUUCAACGAUAUUUUUAUUAAUUUAUUAUUUAUGGAUGCGUUUACAUUAUACCGGAGAUGUUAAAAAACAUUUAUAUGGUAGUCGAUUAAUUGUUAAUGAUGAAGAUAAAUCGAAACAAAAUAGUCCACAAACUAAAAUGAAUAUUUUAUCAACUAAUCAUAAUCAUGAUUAUGCAGUUAUUGUUAAACAAAGAAAAAAUUCUCAAAUUCCAUCUGGUAAUAGUUCAUCAACAACUGAUGGUGAAUUUUCAUCUUCACUACUUUCUUGUCCGUUAAAUGGUACAUUAUCAUCAUCAAUUGAUCUUCAUUCUUCACAUCAAAAUCCUCCAUCAUCAACUGUGUCUGCUCUAACAACGUUAACACGAAAAGCAACACGUCGUCAACAAGCAAAAAAUGUUAGUUUUGAACCAACAACUAUUAAUCCAACACAUAAUUUAUUCGAUGAUAUAUUUCAAUAUAAUUCAUCAUGUUAUCAUGAAACAACUCCUUCAUCAACAUUUAGUACACUACCAAGACAAACGAAACGUGAUAUAUCGAUAUUAGGACAGCAACAACCACAAUCUAUUCUUAGUGAUUCACAAAGAAAUCGACAAAAUGGUUUUCCAACACUGCAAACUAUUCUUAAUCCAUUAACUAAAGAUAAUCAAACAAAAUAUCCUCAACCACCGCCAUUAUUAAAUGGAAUUCGUUUACUUGAUCAAAUGCUUACAGAUUCAGCCGAAUCAAGUGAUGAAAGAACUCAGACAUUAUCACCAUCAGGAGCUAGUAAUAGUGGAUGGUAUAAUGUCACAUCUAAUUAUCAGACAAAAGCGAGCAUUGUAUAA